Molecule: messenger RNA, 1902 nt
Organism: Pyricularia grisea
Lineage: Eukaryota; Fungi; Ascomycota; Sordariomycetes; Magnaporthales; Pyriculariaceae
Exons: 3
Coding region: 1-1902 (633 amino acids)
Molecular function (GO): oxidoreductase activity; copper ion binding
Source: RefSeq, a predicted model, not a curated record
AUGUCGUCGUCAGUCCGGGUAUCGUCGCUACUGGCCGCUGCACUUUUGGCCUUUGCUCCUCCAACCCUCGCCAAGGACUGGGAGGGAGAACCAUAUAAAUGGCUUUUCCAGUUUCCCUUGCCUAUUCCACCGCUCAAGACAAAGAAAUAUGAUACGUUCACGCACCCCACCACUGGCGGUCCCAUCAAGUAUUAUGAGCUGGAAGAGAAGGUUUUCUCUCAGAAUGUAUACCCGGACCGUGGUAACGCAACUCUGAGAGGAUAUGAUGGCAUGUCCCCAGGCCCGACGUUUCUUGUUGAAAGGGACGAGGAAGCCAUCGUCCGCAUAACAAACCAUGCCACUCGGCCGACGUCCACACAUCUCCACGGAUCAUACUCUGCUCAUUGGGAUCCCGAUGCUGACAAAUCUGUAAAGCGACCCGCAUUUGACGGAUGGGCCGAGGAUCUGACUCCGGUCGGUAGCUUCAAGGAUUACUACUAUCCUAAUGGCCAAAACGGUCGCAUGCUGUGGUACCACGACCAUGCAAUCGACCACACUGCUGAAAACGCAUACUACGGCCUUGCUGGGGCGUAUAUAAUCCAUGACAAGAACGAGGACAAGCUCGGGCUUCCCAGCGGAUAUGGCCAGUUCGAUGUCCCCCUUGUGCUGUCAGCAAAGCAGUACAACAAGGACGGAUCGCUCUUCUCACCCGAAGGUGAAACGACCAGUCUGUAUGGCGACGUGAUUCAGGUUAACGGUCAGCCUUGGCCAUUCAUGAACGUCCAAGCACGCAAAUACCGCUUCCGCUUCCUCAACGCGGCCAUCUCGCGGACUUUCUGGAUGUACUUUGAGCUUACCGAUCAAGUCGGCAAGAAGAUCCCUUUCCAAGUCAUCGCAACAGACUCGGGGCUAUUGAGCGGGCCGCAAAAGACCGACAACAUGUAUAUCUCGAUGGCUGAACGCUAUGAGAUCGUCUUUGACUUCAAGGACUUCAAGGGCAAGACAAUCACGCUCCGCAACGAGCGAAACUUUGCUCCAGACACCGACUACCUGCACACCGACAAGGUCAUGGUUUUCAAGGUGGCCAAGGACAGCGUUUCGGAUCCGUCCCAGGUCCCCUCGACCUUCCGCACCAUUCCAUACCCUCCCGCCAAGACGACGGUGGACAAGCACUUCAAGUUUGAGCGCAACAAUGGCCAGUGGACCAUCAACGGCGUGACUUGGGAGGAUGCCAACAAUCGCGUCCUGGCCAAGCCGCAGCGUGGAUCAACCGAGGUGUGGGAGUUGGAGAACAGCAGUGGCGGCUGGUCGCACCCCAUCCACGUCCACUUGGUGGAUUUCCAAGUCAUCAAGAGAGUUAAUGGAAAGCGAACCUUGCAGUCGUACGAGACGGCCGGUCUCAAGGAUGUCGUCUGGCUGGGUCCGGGAGAGACGGUGACGGUGCGAGCCAUAUUCGGCCCCAUGGAGGGUCUGUACAUGUUCCACUGCCACAACCUCAUCCACGAGGACCACGCCAUGAUGGCGGCUUUCAACGUCACCCAUCUCGACGACCUCGGCUAUAACGACCCCGACUUUAUGGACCCGAUGGAGCAGCGGUGGCAGGCCAAACCCGAAGGCCCCGAGCUGUAUACCUCGGAUGCAGUCAAGCAGAGGAUCGAUUAUAUGGCCAAGGCAGGACCUUAUGUCGACAUAAAGGGAAUUGAGGACAAACUGACGAGCUAUUGGACCAGUAAGGCAUCCUCAACCACUCCUAGUUCAAGCUCUGGUGGCAAAUCGGAUGACAGUGGGAAAAGCGGCUCAGGCAAGGGGUCUGACGAUAGUGGAAAGAGCGGAUCGGGGAAAGGCUCCGAUGACAAGAAGAGCAAGACGAAACGCAACGAGGGCUUCAUGGCAAGGCGUAUGGUGAAGCUGACAGGCAAGUAA